This is a messenger RNA of Spirometra erinaceieuropaei, 7676 nucleotides long. Lineage: Eukaryota; Metazoa; Platyhelminthes; Cestoda; Diphyllobothriidea; Diphyllobothriidae. The record is from the annotation of a GenBank genome assembly.
AUGACGUCGGAAAUCAGCGUGGAACAACUGGAGAUAUCUAAAAAUCUUUUACAAAUGAACUUUAUGCGACGCACCCUUCUGGCUAAGGAGCGUGCUGCGGGUGUUAGCGCACAGGAACCACUACUUCCGUCCGUGGAAUCCGAAUUCUUCAUGCCUGAAAGCGCUAUGACGAGGCUUUCACAAAGACUGGAGGCUCUAUCUAAAAAGUAAGGCUAUCGUUCUAACUUUUUCACUGUCAAAUUUUUUUCUUCUUUCCAUUAUGCUUUCCAUGCAUAUUAUGUCCUGAUUCAAGGUGGUCAACCAAUCAGGCAUUUAAACUAGGCACUUUGGCAAGAUAAUAACACUAUUCACUGGUAGUCGUGCGCUCUUUGCGCAUGCAGCAUCUGGUGAGUGUUGCGCGGAGUUACUGAAAUCACUUCCCAAAGACAAUAGUUUUAUCUUGCUACAUGCAAAUUAGGUUGUGGAAUCGCUGACUAGCACUCGCUUACUGCACUCCGAAUUGCUAAUCUCCCCCUCAUCAGGUGGAGCCUCGAUUCUCUAGAACCUAGAAGCUACAAAAUUACCAGGAGAAGUCCUAUUUCAAGCGAUGCCCCACUGCUUACGUCUGUCAUAUUCGGAUUUUGACGUUCCUACACUUUGUUCUUGAAAUCGGAUUAAAGUCGAAGCACAGGUGACUUUGAACUCCGUGGGCAACCAUUUGCUGCCCAAAUGACCUAUGCACAAUCUGUCUUCUAGUCAAGGAUCAGCGUUGAGAGAAUUUUAGUGAAACAAGUGUUUCGUAAGACUAACACGGAAUUAAAAUACACGGGCUUAGGAAGUCCUUGACGGUUUCGGUAAUUAAACCUCCAGAGUGCGCACUUAGGAAGCCUUCACCUGACCACCACCGAUCCUAAUUACAAAAAUAUGCCGACUGCUCAUGCAGCCAGUCAGCUUCUAAGUGGAGUUAGUGUUAGCAUACAUAGUCUGUACAGCAUACAUACAACUCGGCAGAUCGUGGAUGUGUUUAUAACCACACUGACUUUUAACUGAUUUCCACGUCAUCCCAGGGUAUCCUUUGGCGUUUCCACCAGAUCACGACAAGGUGGGCCACGGCCCCGGGUGUGCGUGUAUAAGAGAGACCAGUGAAGAAGGUAGUCCCGGUGACUGAGAGCGAGACAAGGAUGCGACUUUUAAAGUAUCUUCUGCGGACGUUCGUAUCACAAUAUGCGGAGUCUGGUCCGAUUCGAGGGAGGGCAAGCACAUGCGCGAUACUGGAAGACCUGCAGAGUACCAACAGCUAUUUUCUUGAACCUUAUCGUCCGCCAUCAUCGUUUAGUCUUGCCGCUAAAACCUGGCAGAUAUGAGAAGAAAUCGCGAGGUUGGUGCUCUGCAAGUCAUGCUAAUUACAGUUAAAUGCAUGAGGAAAACAACUUCACUGGCAGUCGUGCUUUUUGUUGGCCAAGGCGUAGUACGAACUGCCUGAUGGCCUUUUGCCGUUAUUUUGUUUCUAGUUCCUCCAUUUAACUGUUUUCUAAUCUGUGCUCAAUACUUAGGUGCGUAGUUUUGACCCCAUGCUCGGGGCGGGUGACAACUUCAAUUCUGACCGCUCUGUCAGCUCACUAAUACUCCGAACCCCUCUCAGUUGCAUCACGCAGCGGCACGAUAUCGGCGCAGUGCGCAGUGACGAUUCGUGUGAAUUGAGCAACAAAUUUCCGAGGCAUCUGCCUCAUUCUCCGCUCUCACACCCACGAGACACGAGGCGCAGUGGCCGCUGCUGCAAAGAUUGGUUCUCUCUGGCGAACUGAUCCGACUGGCUGAUAACGCAGGGAUUGCCAACCUUGAAGGCCAUCUUCACAGUCGCUCUACACGGCACGGCUAUAGCAAACUCUGGCCGAGGUCUUGAAGUGCGCUACGGCCGUCUGCUGCUGCUGCAGCUACCAUCAGAGAGACAGCCGCAAUGUCGGAUACUUGUGGAAAAAUUUGCCACGAUUUUUGUCCAGUAGGAAGGCGCUUCGGCGUCUGAAUAUGGUUGCAACUGCGAUCCACGAUCUGCGAAGGAGGUCUUUGGCGCGAUUGCAAAGCAGAAGGGCAACGCAGUGCCUGGCCAGUUGUCUGGCCUUCCGAUCCAAUUUUUUGUCAAGUUGGAGACCGUUGCCACGGAGUGGAUCGAUGCCGUCAGUGCACCGAUUAUGAAGGGCGACAGACGACUGUGUAUUAACUACUAUGGCAAGGAUAUUCACAGUCGCCCCCUUUCCCGAACCCUUCUGCAUGCACCGCGUUGCUCGGAUAAGGAAGAAUCAGUAGGAUCUUUAGUCACGAUGGAGAUGUGCUGACCAACCUUUCUCGCUCUGCUGACUUCUGGGACCUCGCUACUACCAACAGCUAGUUAUCGUCCGUUUGAGAGUUAUUGUCUCUGUAGAUUUUUAAUUUCCCCAGAAAUUAAUCGCUAACUUGGAGGAAAUCAGUCGGGGGGAGGGGGUGGCCGCACUGAUGAACCGUACCCCUCGAAGUUGUGUCAUUCUGCGGCAGCAUAUCGGCGAAACACCCGUGUCUUGACUUUUAGUAGUACCUGUGCUGCCGGUCAGGUGAAAAUAUAUCUUUUGUUGCGUGCCUCCAAGCGCUCGCCUCUUAAGUGUAAGUUAUUAUCUCUGUCAGUCAGACUCACGUCAGGUGUGGAUCCUGCAACAUGACAGCAUGCAACUGAAAUGUCUCUUCUCUACUCUAACUUGCCGAUCGAUUUGAAUCCACCCGGAAUGGGUCUGCCAUGGAGAGUGAUCGUUCGUAGUAUGUCAAAAUUAAAACGUGGAGUCAGCCGAAUCCGUUAUUAUGGAUGCCUUUUGAAACUGCAGCGUAAAAUUGCGAACCGGUUCCAGAAACUCAAAAUAACACCCGUUGAGUCUGCGGUAUUUUGCCAGAUUCAGAGCCAUCGUAUGCGCCUAUUCGGCUAGAUGCGGAGACAGUCUCCAAAAUAUCGCUUAUCAUUCCAUAAUACCGCAAAGUUUGCCAACGUUUGUGUGCGACACGUGCUGUAUGUCAUUACUUCCAAUAUCAGCUCCAAGCAGUUCGACUCACUCGUCGUUGACAUGGGAGUAGGCAGCGAUAGUGAGGUCACUUCUUCUGGAAUAUAGCACUCAACUUUUUUACAAACAGCCAAACGUCCUCCCGGUCUCCCGCUGGUCAGUAAUGAUCUCAGCUUAGAGGGUUUCCAGCCGACGGGAUGGCCCAGUCUUGCUUGGAAGUGAGAGUCAGGCCUUAAUGGCUAUAUUUUAACAUAUAGAUUAUGGUGUCUUCCGGUCAGAUGCAAUUUGAACUUGGCGGAGACUACUUGUGUAGAGUCGGGUGCGGGUUGCGUGUGGCACGCGUACACGCGAAUUCGGCCUCGUCUGUCACCGCACCCAUACCCAUUUCCUGUUUCCUUCGCUCUACCUCGCAAUUGGAUUGAGGUGGGCGUGACAAGACAGAGGAAGACUGAAACUGUGCAAAUCGCCCUUGAAACUCUAGGACUGCGGUGCUUAUUACCUGCAACGGCCAAACUACCUCAUGUUUGUUUUUUGAUUUGCGAGACGGGCUGAACGUCUAAUUGCGACCCAGAAAUACUUAGGCCAUGCUAGUCUCUCAGACAACACUUGUCAUCUAGGGGCCUGCGUAAAUGUGCGUGACAUUCUCCCUGCGCAUUGAUCUCUUGUCGUUAGCUAUGGUUGUUGCUUUUAUGAAGGGCUGGAUUCCCUGCGUCAGAUUCACAUGAUUCGACUUCUUUCAACGGAACAGCGAAAUAACUGUUUCUGACUUAUCUGUCGUCGUCCAACUGUCGAACAGAAUCAAGAGGCUGAGUGGUCCCCAAAUGGUCGCGUCCUGGUGAAAUGCCUUCUAACGCCCCAAACGCCGGAGUUCUGUCUCUUGAACUCUAGUAUGUUCUCAAGACCAGGUUGGUCCUUUAGUAACCAGAUCACACUGUAAUCUCAGGUCUUCUCAACAUGAUCUUCCCGAUCCUGCACGAGCUCUGCCACACCGGCUGACAUCAUCUCACCUGGCGUACAUGACCGCAGCUGGUGCAGGCAACAGAAUGCGGACGAUCGCGAUUCAAUCGACGAUCGACGUUCCAACGCUGGGAAACACUCCUCUUUCGAUCGUAACAAAAUGCGUUCUCACGACGCACCGGCAGUACACGAGCUGACCGCUUGACGUGUCGGGUUCUGUCUCGCUUAUGAACAAGCUUCUAAAUGAUGGUUUCUCCUGUGGUUGGUCCUCCGACUUCUGCUGUUCCACGUUACGUCUAACUUCAGUCGCCACACAGCCCGUGUGUUGGACCGACAGAGUGCUUCUGAGGUAGCGGUCACUGAACGCACUCAGUUUUCGCCCGUCUCCAGCUAUCAUUACCUACAGUUUGAAAUAAUACAAAGGCAUUAUUCGCAUAGUUGCCCUGUGAACUCGAACGCUGGUGUGGUUGUUGGCUUAAAUUCCUUCUUCCGCACGUUUUUCGUAGCUGGCGACUGCCGGAUCAGUUGUGUCAAUCCAUAUAUGAUCACCAUCCUCGAUUUUUCCACUCAGAAGGUGGAUUACCUAAAAGUGACCGAGCUCAUCGAAUCUGUGAUCUCCGUAGGGUUGAUCGUUAGCCAAACAGACUUACAAAACUCCUUUUAUAUUGAUGAUGAUCGUCUGUAAGUCACUGCCCUUCGGGAUUUUCCGCAGGCAACCGAGAUAAUCGAGUCUGGAGCCGAAGUUGAAUUCACCAAUUUCAGGACCUCGAAGUGCUGUCGGAUCUUAAGUCAGCGGUUUGCUUGAAAAGAAUCGGCCAACGAAUUCUCCCACAUCGUAUAGAAAAACACUUAAAUGUAGGAUACCAAUUCUCGCACACUCUCUGUGCCGGCACGAACAAGUGGAGUUAAAGAAUAGAGUAAAAAUGUGCCAAAAACAGUUUAUUUCAAAAAUGUAAUGGCUAUGAAAAUUUGACAGAAGUCACUUUCACCGAUCAGGACAUGCUCCUCCGUUGUGCCUUGAGGCCCAAUCUAGAGCCCUCAUGGGCAAAGGCAAGGGAGACUGGGAUGAUCCGUUUCUGGCCGUCGUAAGGAUUGGAUAACUAGGGAGGAUUCGAGACCGGAUUCGUUGUUAGGUAGUCCAACGCUCUACCAUUGAAUCGCGGACUCAUUAUCUUGUCCGUUGCAAUUCAUAAGACGGGAAGUUUCACUGCAACUCAUUACGCGAUCCGAGCUCGGAAGCAGUCGCCCUUCUGCUGACUUUUCUCGACCGACUUAAAAAAUAUAGUGAUGUCAAUACUACUAAUGGUACUUAAUGUGGUUUAUGCAGCCCAGUUGUCCGUCACACGGCGGACUGUGGACGCCCCACGAGUGCCUACCUUCGAGCCAGCUACAAUGGCUUCAAUCCGCACCUCUCAGCCCUGAUCGAGACCGACCUCCCCUCGCCCAGCCGUCCUCCUCCGAAACAGGAAGCGAUGGAUGACCGCACAAUGUCCGGUAAACAGAAGCAACGCAAGUUGAUUGCCUCCUACAAACGGCACUCCCAAGGUACGUCUGUGCCUUUCAGUACUUCCAUCGGUACCUGGUGGUAGAUGCAGUAGAUGUUGCGCAAGUCUACUAUCAAUUUAAAUUAAUUCACGCGCAAGUCACCGUCCCUGCUCCGCCCUGCUGUGGAGCAUACGGUGGACAUCGUCGAACUCGACGGCCGAAAUGAAUCAGUCUAGCUGUGAAAACUCGGUUGAGCCGUAGCUCUCCGGCCGCCUGUUACAGGAUUGUUCCGAACGGCAGAUGAAGCUGUGUUUGCUUGGGGGCAGCACUAUGUCGUACUACCCCUAUGGCUUGUGGUCUUUUCACUGAUGACCGCCUUACCAGAUCUAUUCCCUGUUCGCGUUCGUUUGUCCGUCAGAUCCCAGACCCCCUGUUUGUGACUGACCCACACCGAAGGCCGAUCUACAGUCUGUCAGUGUGGGCUGAUCCUUAUGUCAGGUGCCGUUUUCCGCGCUCCUCUCAAUCCCCGUUCACGGCCCUGUAGUGGUUAGUUGUGUAGUGCUGCCUUCUCCUAACAGUAGCAUUCUUUGGGAAUGCAUGGAAAUCGCUUCGCCAUGCUCUCAACACAGACGCACUAACUGCAACCCUAUUUCGUCGACUUUAUCCCGUCGCUGUCUGACGCUAAUGGGUGAGGUUCGGCCCAGUAGUUGACCCUACCAGUUCUCCCCCCCCCUUUAGAACUCCUCACACACUCGCGAAGGAGACACGAUCGUUGGAACAAGAACUGUAUUAGCCUGACGUUUCGGAUUCUCACUCUAAUCCAUCAUCAGAAACAGUCAGAUAAGGGUAAUGGACUGCCCAGGUGUUGCAGUAUUUAUAAGAUGUAGUUGCUAAGCCGCUACAUGCCUAUCGCAGUUGGCAGCUCCCGAGUGCAUCACGGCUCGACUGGCCAGGUGUUAAAGUAUGCAGUUGCCGUACAGUUACUAUGCGCUUGUGUGCCGGUCAAGAUUAUUGACUCCCACGCUCAUCACACGCAGUCGAGUUGUUGGCGGCCGGAUUUAGUCAUUCGGCAGUUUGACUCGCCGAUAUGGACAUCAGGAACAGUGGUCAUUCGCACGCUGUCCUCGCGGCUAAUUACUUUGCGUAGACAAAGUCUCAGCGCGGAAUAUGGUGAGGGAAGGUCGUUGCGCUUGUUGAUUGAUUAAGGACCGGAAAACCAUGACUCGAGCAGUUAGCAGCUCACGCGGUUGUCACUUCUAGCAAGAAUUUCUGCCUCGUCUAACUCGAAUGUGUGGUUUUCGACUUUGUGGUGUAUCAGACUGAUAGCAUUGCGGUAUGUGCGGACGGCGCGGCCCUCGAUCGGGGCCCCGUAGUUCUGAUGAAAGUUGGAUGUCCUCAAGUUUUGCCCCUGCUUUCGUGGGUUCGAAUCCAAUCGAGACUGUAGAAUUUUUCAUAACAAGCACAAAAUAUGGUUUACCUCUUCAAAUUUUCUACUCUAAGCAAACGGUAUCUUCCACCUUUAUUCGCAAAUAAUUCUGAAUUCUACCUACUCGUGUUGUUUAUGGUUUCGAAACCACAGCCUGUGAAUCUCCAGUUAUGCAAGAUAUUACACGUACCUAUGCUGCUCGGAAGAUGCCGUUUAGCACUCGUAAAAUGUGGCAAUGUGGCAGCUUUAUUAAACGAGCAGAUACGGCGCCACUUGAGGAAACACUUCAUUGUCUUGAAAAAACUUUCUGACUGAAGGCUUUAAAUCGAAGGAUACUUUUUCUUUGAGUAGAGACCUUGUAGAAGACUUCAUUCAGCGCGUACUUUUGUUUGAAUUCACGAAGGCGCUGAAAGUCGUUGCCAACAUUCACACUACUUACGUAGCUGUUAGCGAGCAUGAAUUCUGCGGUUAACCAGAAAGACGAAUAUUCUAAGUCCAAUAUGCUAACGCGAAUGAAAUAUCCUAUAAUUGCGCUGCAUGAUAACCAGCAUUACAAUUUCACCUAAGUAAUCCUUUGUCAUUGAAAUAGCAUUUUCGAAUGUCAGUUAAUGAUUUAUGGGCUACAUCAACUACGGUAUUUACUAAUUAAAGCAGUCAAAUACAAGCGGACUGAUUCAUUUACCCAGGCUUGGGCCUUAACGAUUUGCAACAGAACUUCUUUUUUCUCCUCAUUUCCUUUUUUUCUCAUUUUUCCCCUAGGCGAUGCCCUUCAUUCCCCGAAGCCAGCAAAGCGAAAAAGAUCCCUCUGA